Messenger RNA from Trametes versicolor FP-101664 SS1, 660 nucleotides. RefSeq lists its product as uncharacterized. Bases 1 to 660 code for a protein of 219 amino acids. The record is from RefSeq and is a predicted model, not a curated record. The transcript is spliced from 2 exons. NCBI's taxonomy places the organism in Eukaryota, Fungi, Basidiomycota, Agaricomycetes, Polyporales, Polyporaceae.
AUGAGCGAUCCGCAGGACGACCCCGGAGUCAUCUCAAUCAGCAGCGAUAGCGACGACGGCGACGUCGCGCCAGCGGCCGGCCCCUCCAACGUGAACGGUCGCACCGUUGUUGCCGCACGCGACUCGGCCGAGCUGGACAGCCUACACGCGUUGGACGACGCGUCCCGCGCCCAACUGCACGUCGCGAUCGCCACUGCCCCAGAGGACCGUGUUCGCGAGGCGUUCGCCGCGCUCGUGGACAGCGUUCCUGCCAUCACCGAGCGCGUCUUUGGCAUGCUCGUCGCUGUUCCCCCUCUCCCGGUGGCCCCGCCGAACGCAGCACCGGCACCCGACCAGGGAGCUGGCGGGCGGACAAAGCCGAUGAUUCCGCGCUGGCGGAUAUGCGAGAACUGCGAAAAGGAGUAUGAUGCAGGGACCAUCCGCCGGGCGACGGAGUGUAUCUAUCACGACGGAGAGCUCGAAAUAAGCGAGGACGACUCGUGGGCUGACUGGGAUGAGAACGUACACGGGCCUAUGGACACCGAGGAGAACCGCAUACAAUUUCCAGACCAGUUUACGUGGUCGUGCUGUGAGCGCGACGGGACCCAGCCGGGGUGUGUUCAGGACGAGCACCAGCCGAAGGAGGUCCAACCUAGACAGAAAAGACUGCGAUGGCACUGA